GGGAAAAAGAAACACGUGAAUCGAUGGCCGUAUAAAGCGGCGGCGCCUCGUGCCCGAUGGCCUCUCAACCGGUUCCCAUUCCAACUCGGAUUCCUCCCCCUCCCCCUCCCUCCCUCCAUCCCCGUCGUCUCCCUCGACCCGCCGCCAUGGUCCGCACCCCGUCGGCGGCCAGCAAGCCGCCGUGCGCGGCCUUCCACUCCCACCCCACCGAUCUGGAGCUCGUCAACUCGUACCUCCGCCCUUUCCUCGAGACCGGCGAGGCCGCCGCCUUCAUCCACAAGGGCGACGUCUACGCCGCCGACCCCGCCGACCUCACACGGCAGUUCGCGCCGGCGGUCGCCCAGGACGGCGAGCGCGCCUGGUACUUCUUCACCCCGCUGCGCCACAAGAGCGUCCGCGGGAAGCGCAAGGCGCGCACCGUGGCCACGGGGGAGGGGUGCUGGCACAACGAGGCCAAAUCCAAGCCCGUCUGCACGGCCAUCCACGAGAAGCGCCAGAUUGGGUACCGCCAGAGCUUCUCCUUCAUCAAGAAGGACGGCGGCGCGCGGGUCCGCACGGGGUGGCUCAUGAUGGAGCUCCGCCUCCUCAAGGACGACGCCGGCCAGCAGGGGUCGCGGGCGGAGGAGGAGAGCGCGCUGGGGAAUCUCGUCCUGUGCAAGGUGUACCGCAGCCCGCGCAACCCCGAGCCCAGCGGCGGGGGCGGGGCCCCCGCCCUCAAGGAGGAGGCCGCCGACGGCGACGGCGAGUCUAGCGCCGCGACGGCGGACGACGACGACGACGACGACAGCUCCGACGCGCCUGGGCCCACGAAGACAUCGGACGAGCGGGAGUCCAGCGAGGCGACGGUGGCGGCGCCACCCGGACGCGAGGAGAAGGCGGCGGGCGACGAGGACUCCGCCGAGGCGUCGGCGGCGUCGCCUGCGCGCAAGAGGAAGGCCCCGGACGACGAGGGCUCCGGCGCGGGAGCGCCGCCGCCCAGGAGAGCGUCCCCUGGCUCCCGGGCUCAUCCCGCGACCGAGAUGCAGUGCCCUCACUGCGGCACCCACCUGGUCGUCACGCUGAAACUCCCGGAGACCAAAUCGGAGACGGAGAUCGCGAAGGGCGAGCCGGGCCCCGGCGCGUCCGACGCGGCCCCGCGAGGCGAGGCGCGUGGUGCUCCUCCGGAGAAGAAAGUCCGGUUCCACCAGUUCCUGUGAGAUCUCCCACCCAGGUGGGUGGGGGCCAAGCAAAAUCCUGAUCCGCGAGGAAACGGAGCCGUGGAUGAGCAGAGUGCUGAUCCCACGGUCCCACCAUCCAUUUCAGAAAAUGUAUGUAGAUGAACGCGUCCAAAAGGUUCAAGGUGAAUAAUUAGGAUAGUUUUUUUUUUGCGAGAGGUUAGGUUCGUGAUAGCAGUAGUACUUGUGUUAGGAGGAAGCAGAGUGUGCUGUUGGCUGCUGCUACCUUCAAAUGGGAAAAAUGAUGUAGCAGAAGCAGACUUAUAAAGCCACGGUUGCACCUUAACAAGAAAAAAAAACAGAGAGAACACGGUUGCACGAUGCGAAGACCA
This is a messenger RNA of Panicum virgatum (switchgrass), 1546 nucleotides long. RefSeq names its product NAC domain-containing protein 22-like. The record is from RefSeq and is a predicted model, not a curated record. The transcript has a single exon. The coding region runs from base 57 to 1196 and encodes 379 amino acids. Lineage: Eukaryota; Viridiplantae; Streptophyta; Magnoliopsida; Poales; Poaceae. Gene Ontology annotation, biological process: regulation of DNA-templated transcription. Gene Ontology annotation, molecular function: DNA binding.